Leucoraja erinaceus (little skate) is the source of this 4641-nucleotide messenger RNA. It is a transcript of the gene lasp1, whose product is annotated as LIM and SH3 protein 1. NCBI's taxonomy places the organism in Eukaryota, Metazoa, Chordata, Chondrichthyes, Rajiformes, Rajidae. The transcript is spliced from 7 exons. Gene Ontology annotation, molecular function: actin filament binding. Gene Ontology annotation, cellular component: focal adhesion. Bases 281 to 1018 code for a protein of 245 amino acids. The record is from RefSeq and is a predicted model, not a curated record.
UGGAAAUCUUUCCCCCCACCCCCAGCUACCAGACCCAACCCUCUCCUUUGGACGUGCUCGCUCUUCGGUGCCCUUCCUGUUUAUACCCUGAUUAGAUCAGAGAGAAAACAGCUUCGCACAGAAGCGGAUUCAAACGGAGUCAGAGCCAGCGAGCGAGCGAGGGAGGGGGAAAAAAAAGGAUUGAGAAAUCUUUACCACGCGUCUGGAAAGACUGAAUUGCGUCUCGGGGGAAAAAAAACACAAAAAAAAAACGAAAGGAGGGAACAAAAAGCCUUGUAAAAUGAAUCCGCCGUGCGCUAGAUGUAAAAAAAUCGUCUAUCCGACCGAAAAAGUCAACUGCCUAGACAAGUUCUGGCAUAAAGCAUGCUUCCAAUGUGAAACCUGCAAAAUGACUUUAAACAUGAAGAAUUACAAAGGAUACGAUAAGAAGCCUUACUGCAAUGCGCACUACCCCAAGUCUUCCUUCACCGCAGUGGCCGAUACCCCUGAAAACCUGCGCCUGAAGAAACAAAGCAAGUUGCAGAGUCAAGUCCAAUACAAGGAAGAAUUUGAAAAGAACAAAGGGAAAGGUUUCAGCGCAGUGGCCAACACCCCUGAGUUGGAACGCAUCAAGAAGAACCAGGAAAUUGUCAGCAAUAUCAAAUAUCAUGAAGAGUUUGAGAGGAGCAAAGGGAGCUCUGCUGCAAGCGCUGAGCGGAGGAAUUCGAACGAUACCCAUGAGUACAGGACACAGCCUGAGAGAAAUCUAGUGUACCAGCCACAGGCCCCGGCACAUCAGGAGCCACCGACCCCUGUGUUCAACCCGCCUGUUGCAGCUCCACUUUCCCCUCCUCCUUCAACCGGGAAGCGAUACAGGGCCGUGUAUGACUACUCAGCGGCCGACGUGGAUGAGAUUUCAUUCCUAGAUGGCGACCUGAUCGUGGAUGUGCAGCAGAUCGAUGAAGGGUGGAUGUACGGCACGGUGGAGAGGACUGGCGAUACCGGCAUGCUCCCAGCUAACUACGUGGAGGCGGUGUAAGGCGCGGACUGACGCCUGCUUAUGCUUUGAUCAUCUGUAUUAUAAAAACAAAAAGAAAUCACAGUACGAACCCCAAUGGUAACUUGACCACAAAUUUAUGUUUAAAAAUAAUAGUGAUUCCAAUUGCAUAAUAUAGCUUCUUUCCAUUUGUUUAUUUUCAUGUUACUGGAAUAUAGUCAAGAUUUUCUUUGGCUUUAACUAGAUUGGAGAAGAGUCGAUUAUUCUUCCAAACCGUUUACUGCUAUUCCCAGCCCUCUCCAAAUCGUCGAGCAUCCUGACCACUGAAGAUGGCAUUCUUGGCCCUGUCACCGGAGCUAGAUAUGUCCAGUUAAGCCACAUUCGGUCGGGAAUGUGCUGGCUUCAAUGCCAGAGCACUUUCAUUUCCUUUGCAAGAUUGCUGAAAUUAAUCUUAAGUUCUGUAGAAGCAAAACGUUGGUGCCUUUGAUGAAUUGGGCACCAAAUUCUCUUUGGUUCCCUGUCACUAAAGAGAGAUCCAUUGUACGCCCAAUAUCUCCAAGGACAUUUUGAUUCCUCUCAUUCCAUGCUUGGGAUGUGUUUCCCUAGUGAGUGCACAAAUAUUAUUUGACUCCGGCUGUAAUGGGACCAAAUCGUUCAGGAAAAUCUGUCUCCAGUUCUCGUAGAACCAGGAACCUCCAGAUACUGUCGCCUUUAUAUAAUCUAAUUGUUCUCUGCUCCCGUCACUUUUUAAACAAAUAAUGUAAUGUGAGGGAACACAGGUCAGUGCCGAGAGGCUACUGUCAUCAUCUUUGACUCAUCAGUAGCAUUGGCUUUGGUUUGUUUUGGAGCUUGCCACAGAACAGCCCAGCCGUUCAUUAGGACCACGGUGGUAGAUCGGUACAUCCGCAUGCCAUCCACGCUGAGCUGCGUGGAUCAGUCCUAAUAACAUCCAUUGGUGCCCCAGCUUACGUGUCGGAAAGGCAAGACCUCCUUCCACGGGAGAACGUGUUGGAUGCACGAGUCCCGGUGAGGAAUGGGUGUGGAAGAACGUUACUUCUGUGCCGUGAGUUACGUCAUCGGUGAUAGGAGCAGAAUUAGGCCGUUCGACCCAUCAAGUGUACUCCGCCAUUCAAUCAUGGCUGAUCUAUCUCUCCCUCCGAACCCCAUUCUCCUGCCUUCUCCCCAUAACCCCUGACGCCCGCACAGUUGGAGUGGGGAAUCGUGCUUUUGAUGCCCAAGAGAUGUCAGGUCUCAUAAUUAUAAGAUUCGCAUUCCAGUCAAAACCAGUGCAAAGAGAAGAGUAUUUAAUCAGAUCAAGUACAGGGAAGCAGUUAGUGUUUGUCUGCCCCCUUUCUCCCUUCAGGUUCAAACUGCGUCAUAGCUUAAUUCAAUUCAAUGACAUCUGCAUGUGUUAACCCCGCUCGUAGCAUUGAAAUGAAACUGGCAAAGUCUUAAAUUAACAGCAUUGCUUAAUUUGAUGAGCAGCUGGAAACAAGAGUGAUUUUUUUAAUUGGGAUUAUUCUGCAGGGCUCCCUAGACUCUUGAGUGUGUCCAUCCCAUAAUGUGCAAGGUGAUGCUGAAAAAAGUUUCAGAAGGAACUUUUUCCCAUUUCCAUAAAGUUGUGAGAACUAUAUAUAGCAAGCUCUCCAGGCAGUGGAUGAACUGGCCUGAGAUCUUUGUACAAACCUCCUCUCUUUGGGCAAAACUCUCCCCAGGUAACUCUGCCAAUGGAAGUGAUCAUUUAGAUUUGUAUAUAACCAGGCCAGUGAUAAUUUAGAGGUUUGGGCUGUGUGUUCUGUGGACCAACAAACUCUUUUCUUAAACGUCAAGAAGUCAUUGAUCUGAACAAUGGCUGUAGUGACUGGAAACUAAACUAAUGAACUGAAACAUUCCGAAGAGUUACUGGCACAAUGCUGGGUUGAACAUAUUAAAUCGUUCAACAUUUACUCUGCACCAGGUCAUCAUGUCUCUCCUGUUUUAUAAAAAAAAAUAAGACUUGGUUUACUUUGAAACAUUCUUAGAAUAUUAAGGUAGAAAGUGAUGUAUUUUUUUUCCUCCCAGUUUUAAGCAUGAAAAGAUUGUCCUUUAGUUAAUGAAUUAGUAAAUUAGAACAGACUUUACUCUUAACAAAAGACAGAGAGCGCUGAAGUAACUCAACAUAACCUGAACUAAAGGCACAGAGUACUGGAGUGACCCAGCGGGUCGGGCAGCAUCUGUGGAGAACAUGGAUAGGCGACGUUUCACAGAGUGCUGGAGUAACUCAGCGGGUCAGGCAGCAUCUGUGGAGCUAAGGAAAUAGGCAACGUUUCGGGCCGAAACCCUUAAGGGUUUCGGCCCGAAACGUUGCCUAUUUCCAGAAGGGUUUUGGCCCUAAACGUUGCCUAUUUCCUUAGCUCCAUAGAUGCUGCUGCACCAUAACUCAGUGGGUCAGGCAGCAUCUGUGGAGAACAUGGAUAGGCGACGUUUCACAGAGUGCUGGAGUAACUCAGCGGGUCAGGCAGCAUCUGUGGAGAACAUGGAUAGGUGACGUUUUAAAGAGAUAGGGACUCUUUGUCAGACCCGUUCUGAAGAAGGGCCCCGAUCCAAAACAACGCCUAUCCAUGUCCUCCAGAGAUACUGCGUAACCCGCUGAGUUACUCCGGUACUUUUUGUCUUUUUUUUUUGGUAAACCAGCAUCUGCAGUUCCUUAUGUCCAGACUUUAUUCACCUGGCCUCAAAUCUGUUUGCAGUGAUCGGGUUAUGGGAGUGCGAUCACAUAUUUUCCAUCUCUCUGGGAAAGCCAAUUCACUUUUCUUGUGAAAUUGCCAAGACCUUAUCAACUAUCUAAGCUGGUAAAAAUUCAGGUACCAAUACUAGUGGACCAAGGGCGAUUUGUAUAUAAGCACAAGGUGCAGACACUGUGUGCCAAUAUUAAUGACUCUACCUACAUUCCAUGGAAUUUGUACGUUUACUACUUAGUCUUCGCAGGCUGGCUGAUUUGAAACCCGCAAAUAUAAUCGCUGAUUCAUUAGUAGAACUUUUUUUUAAUUUUGUUGAAUUUACGCUUUUUCAAGUUCGGCUUGGCUUUGCUAAGAAUGAUAUUGAGUUUCCUUUGUACCCUGCGAGAUGUUUGCAUCUACACUUGGCUUUGGGUGCCUGGGUUCUUCAUUUAAGAGAUGCAACGCUCCACAAAGGGCGCGGUUGUGUCUUGGAUGCAUUUCCGUUUGAACGUGCUGCUGCGUUGGGCCAAAUGAACUUUGCAGGAGGGAGAUUUUACUGGAUCAUCCUCUAGGUGAGAGACCGGGACAUUUCCCUCAGCUCACGUGCCCUUGCGCCUACUUGCAAAACCCCCCUAAUCCUUGCGUCUCGCAUUUAGUCGACUCCCCCAGUGAAGGGAAAGAGUUGUCUCCUCAAGAUACUUGGAUUGAGAGAUUGCCAUUGAUACAUAAGGCCUUCUGCAUAACCCAUGGUAUGUCUCAAAGGCAGUUUUCGCUAAGUUUGGAAAGUAAGAAUGGGAGAGAAAUGUGCUAUUUACGUAAAAUAUUGCACAUCUGUGAAUCAAAUGAAACAUGUCUUGGGCGCUUCUGAAUUCUUCAUUACCAUGCUUGCAAUUUUUAGGGAAAAUAUGUAUUUUUUGGCAUGAUCCUUACAUUAAAAAUUGUCAAUAAAGUGAAAGAUGGGAACCA